Melanotaenia boesemani (Boeseman's rainbowfish) is the source of this 2704-nucleotide messenger RNA. RefSeq names its product eukaryotic translation initiation factor 3, subunit Ba (gene eif3ba). Bases 120 to 2162 code for a protein of 680 amino acids. The record is from RefSeq and is a predicted model, not a curated record. Gene Ontology annotation, biological process: translational initiation. The transcript has 19 exons. Gene Ontology annotation, molecular function: translation initiation factor activity; translation initiation factor binding; RNA binding. Gene Ontology annotation, cellular component: eukaryotic translation initiation factor 3 complex. NCBI's taxonomy places the organism in Eukaryota, Metazoa, Chordata, Actinopteri, Atheriniformes, Melanotaeniidae.
AGUUUCCGUCUCUUCGUCCAUUUUCGCACAUGGUAUCGCACCGGCGGAGCAUCGUUAGCCUCGCAUUUUAUGGGAUUUUGCUCCCUUGUUGACGAAAUUUAGCCGUGAAGUACAGUUAAAUGCAAGGUACGGUGGAUAUGGUGGACGACCCAGAGUAUGAGGAGGAGGAACCUUCCUUCAGCGACCCGGAGGACUUCGUAGAUGACAUCGACGAUGACGAGCUUCUGGGUGACAUUUUGCGGGAGAAACCCCAGGAGGCUGAUGGCAUAGACUCAAUGGUGGUGGUGGACAACGUGCCUCAGGUGGGCCCAGAGCGCUUGGAUAAACUCAAGAACGUCAUACACAAGAUUUUCUCCAAGUUUGGCAAAAUCACGACUGAGUUUUAUCCAGAUGCUGAUGGCAUGACCAAAGGAUAUAUUUUCUUGGAGUAUGCUGCUCCCACUCAGGCACUUGAGGCAGUGAAGAAUGCAGACGGAUACAAACUUGACAAACAACAUACAUUCAGAGUCAACCUUUUCACUGAUUUUGACAAGUACAUGAACAUUAGUGAUGAGUGGGAGACCCCAGAGAAGCAGCCUUUUAAAGACUUUGGCAAUAUGCGUCAUUGGAUCGAGGACUCAGACUGCCGUGAUCAGUACAGUGUGAUCUAUGAAGCUGGAGAGAGGACUGCCAUUUUCUCAAAUGAUGUUAAAGAGCCAAUCACAGCUGAGGAAAGAGCACGCUGGACGGAGACGUAUGUUCGCUGGUCUCCUAAAGGCACCUACCUGGCCACCUUUCACCAGCGUGGCAUUGCAUUGUGGGGCGGCGAGAAGUUCAAACAGAUUCAGAGGUUCAGCCAUCAGGGCGUGUCCCUCAUUGACUUUUCACCAUGUGAGAGGUAUGUGGUGACCUUCAGUCCAUUGAUGGACACAAAGGAGGAUCCUCAGGCCAUCAUCAUAUGGGACAUUCUGACUGGACAGAAGAAGAGAGGUUUCCACUGCGAGAGCUCUGCACAUUGGCCCAUAUUCAAAUGGAGCCACGAUGGAAAGUUCUUUGCUAGGAUGACUACAGACACGCUGAGCAUUUAUGAAACUCCUUCAAUGGGCUUGCUGGACAAGAAAAGUCUCAAGAUUACUGGGAUCAAGGACUUCUCAUGGUCUCCUGGUGACAACAUCAUAGCUUUCUGGGUACCUGAGGACAAGGACAUCCCAGCGAGGGUGACUCUGAUGCAGAUGCCUUCCCGUCAAGAGAUCCGUGUGCGGAAUCUCUUCAAUGUGGUUGACUGCAAACUGCACUGGCAAAGAAACGGAGAUUAUCUGUGUGUGAAAGUGGACAGGACUCCCAAAGGGACCCAGGGUGUUGUUACCAACUUUGAAAUCUUCAGAAUGAGAGAAAAGCAGGUUCCUGUUGAUGUGGUGGAAAUGAAGGAAAGCAUCAUAGCGUUUGCGUGGGAGCCCAAUGGCAGCAAGUUUGCUGUUCUCCACGGAGAGUCUCCAAGAAUUAACGCCUCCUUCUAUCAUGUCAAAAACAACGGCAAGAUUGAGCUCAUAAAGAUGUUUGACAAGCAACAGGCCAACAGCAUCUUCUGGAGCCCUCAGGGACAGUUUAUGGUGCUGGCUGGACUCAGAAGUAUGAACGGAGCGCUCGCCUUUGUGGACACGUCAGACUGCACUAUGAUGAACAUAGCAGAGCACUACAUGGCAUCUGAUGUGGAGUGGGACCCAACUGGGCGAUAUGUCGUUACCUCCGUCUCCUGGUGGAGCCACAAGGUGGACAAUGCGUACUGGCUGUGGACGUUCCAAGGCCGUCUCCUUCAGAAAAACAACAAGGACCGCUUCUGUCAGCUGCUCUGGAGACCCAGACCUCCCACUCUGCUCAGCAUAGAUCAGAUCAAGAUGAUCAAAAAGGAUCUUAAGAAAUACUCAAAGAUCUUUGAGCAGAAGGAUCGUCUGAGCCAGUCAAAGGCUUCAAAGGAGCUGGUGGACAAGCGCAGGGCCAUGAUGGAAGAGUACCGUCGCUAUCGUGAGACAGCACUGCAAAUCUAUCUGGAACAGAAGAGCAUUCGCCUUGAGCUCAGAGGAGGAGUUGACACUGAUGAGCUAGACAGCAAUGUGGAUGACUGGGAGGAGGAGACCAUUGAGUUUUUUAUCAACGAAGAAAUCAUUCCCCUUGGAGAUCUGUAGUCCCCUACGCAGUCCAUCCAUUUUUGUGUGGAAGGAGGAGAGAGGGACGGUGUCUUUGAUUGGAGGACGACGACCACACUGUGAAUCUUGGGUUCAUCUUGAGCCUCAAUUUUCAACUUCAGUGGCAUCAUCACAGCACGCCACAUUGAGGGACAAGAGAAGAUAUUUUGUAUCACAUAUUCUCUCUUUGUCUGUCAUCAUCUACCCUAUUUUCUUCUCUGUGGAACUUGAUAUUCACUAAUACUGCCUCCUUUUUUCUAGUCAUUGGUUGGGAGUAAUCAACUUUCAGCCCCAUAUUGUGGGACAUUCUUCCUCUUGGGGUUGUUUCAGAUCCAGCCACAUCAUGCUAGUGUGUUACUACAGGACAGCACAGAGUGCCAUAACAGUGCAGGAUGGAGGUGUUCAGACUAAACACAUAGCCUUGUCAAUUAAUGUGCUGGUGUGGCAUUAUAGUGGCCUGUAUCCUCCUCCUUUCAGACUCUGCUUUCACACAGGGAGGGGGUGCGCAGUGGGAAUAACUUUAAAUAAACAUUCAAAAACAA